AUGGCGAAAUCGAUGAGAUCGAAGAGAGAGAAGAGGCUGAGAGCAAUAAGGAGAGAUUUAGUACAACCCAUUUACGACAAGAAAGAUGAAGCCAAGCUUGCUGCCUUAGAAGCUGCCCUCGCUGCUCCCAAGCUUCCAGUUAAAACCUCUCCAUUCGCUUCCUCUUCUUCUUCUGCUGCGGACACAACGACAGCAACCACCACUACAAAUACUCAAAUGGGUUGA
Molecule: messenger RNA, 225 nt
Organism: Dovyalis caffra
Lineage: Eukaryota; Viridiplantae; Streptophyta; Magnoliopsida; Malpighiales; Salicaceae
Source: the annotation of a GenBank genome assembly